UCACGGUUACGUCAUCACUUCAAGGUGUAAACAAACAAGGAACUCCAGGUGGCCUGUUCCCACCCUCCUUCUUUACCUUACUGACCUAUCCCUGGCCUUCCCUGGUGAUCCCUAAGGCCCCUGAACACCCCAUCAGCCAUGAAUCUCCCAGCACAAGCCCUCAGCAUACUGGACACGGCUCUCAGGGUACCGCCGCUCUUCGUAAUGGAUGAAAUAUUAAAAUCUUGCUUCGGGUUCUCUAACAAUAUACACGCCAGAUAUUCAAGCUUCUUUGUUGAUGAAAACCCAUUCCUCAAUGAUGAAGGGUUCGGACACCUGCAGAGCGAGGAACUGAAGCACUGGCCAGCUGACAAUGACACCACAGUGGAGCUCGAAGACUACCCAAUGUUCUCUACUAUUGCUCUCACACUUGCCAAAAUACUCAUGUUUAUAUUAGUAUACUUACUAGCAACAGUGGUGUUCCUGCUGAGCUCCCAGCGGCUGGUGCAGGUGUAUUUGGUGGUGGGCAGUGUGGUGGUGGUGGUUGUUGGAUACCAGCUCAAUGUGGCCACCCUGUUGUACCUGGCCUCCCCCCCACACUGCGAUAAUCCUCCCCUGCUGUACAGCCUGCUGUCCCUCAACACCACAGCCAUCCAGGGCAGUGGCACCACCAUCACCACCUUGGGUGCCAAUUACCUGUGUCAGGGUGGCUUGGGAUACCUGUUCACCUUGCUGCACUCAGGGCCAACACAUCCGCUGCUGUACCGCCUCCUCAUCCUUUCCUUCCUCACCCCGAGCUUCUCCCUGUUGCUGCCACUCCCCGACGCUGUCCUCUCCGCCGUGCCACUGUUUGCUGCACUGCUGCCGCUGGCUACCGUCAAGUACGGAGUGGCAUACAGGGCAGCGGCCGGUUGCCGGGUGGUAGCAGGCGGCUACCAGUACGCCCGCACCGUCAUGAGGGAGUUCGGCCUGCACUCGCUGCUGGAGAGUGAGUGGGUCCGGCUCAAUGUGCCCAAUGUGCUGCGCACCUUCUGGCUGGUGCGCACCUCCAACCAUGUGACUGUGCUGCUGGGGGACUUCAUGCACGCCCGGGGAGAGCGACAGUCCCUGUGGGAGCUGGACGCGGCAGCACUGUACGUCAUCUUCAAGGCAGUCAUGACGCAGGGCUGUGAGACAGCCGUGGCACUGCUGGGCAUGACCAGUGUGGUGUCAUACGCCAGCCAUUACGUGAGUGUGGCCUUCCAGAUGGUGCUGUUGACGUCGGAGGAUGAUGACCGCAGUAUGGGAACGGUGUGCGCCAUCCUGUUCUUCAUCCUGGCGGAGCAGAGCGGCCUCACCGUCAUGGAGGGUGAGAAACGCUUUGUUAGGCUGUGCCGCAACUUCUGCCUCCUGUUCACCGCCAUGUUGCACUUCAUCCACAACAUGGUGAACCCGGUGCUCAUGUCCCUCAGCGCCUCCCGCAAUCCUGCACUGUACCGCCAUGCCCGGGCCCUGCUGGUGUGCUGCUUGCUGGUGCUGCUGCCAGCCGCCCUGCUCUACCUGCUGUGGUCCUGCUACCCGCUGUCCACCUGGCUGCUGGCCGUCUCUGCCUUCUCUGUGCAGGUGGUGGUCAAGACGCUGGUGUCUGUGCUGAUCUACGCAUUGUUCCUGGUGGAUGCCUACCGUGCCGCCUUCUGGGAGCGGCUGGACGACUACGUCUACUACAUCCGCGCCUUUGGAAACAGCGUGGAGUUUGUGUUCGGCAUCCUGCUGUUCUUCAAUGGUGCGUGGAUCUACCUGUUUGAGUCUGGCGGGUCCAUCCGCGCCUUCAUGAUGUGCAUCCACGCCUAUUUCAACAUUUGGUGUGAAGCGCGCAAUGGCUGGACGGUGUUCAUGAAGCGCCGCACUGCCGUCAACAAGAUUAACUCCCUGCCCGAGGCGUCGGCAUUGCAGCUGCAACGGCAUGAUGACGUGUGUGCCAUCUGCUUCCAGGCGCUGCACAGUGCUCGCAUCACCCGCUGCAGCCACUACUUUCACAGUGUGUGCCUGCGCAAGUGGCUCUAUGUGCAGGAUUCCUGCCCACUGUGCCAUGAGACACUCUACAAGGUGGAGGUGCCUGAGGACCAGCAGCAGCAGCAGCAAGGCGGUCAGGAGGAGGGCAUGGGGAACAUAGUGGCUGACGGACCACCGGCACAGGCCCCGGGCGAGCCCCAGCUGGGAGAGGAGGUCAACCCACCGGUGUGGGGUCAACAGGACAUUGAUCUCAUCCUUGGGGAAAAUAUGGCUGGCAGACAAGUGGUGGUGGACCAGGAGGUGGGGGAGGCAGUGCUGCAGUCCCCACCACUGGACCCCCCAGCCCCAACCUCCCAAGAGGGGCCAGGUGGAGACACACAGCAUGACAACAACAGAAUGUUCAACCUCAGAUUGCGUAGAGGCCACAUGAUUGACCAGGACAUAGGUCAGCAGUAGUUAGUGAAGAGUUCCAGGCUGUCCUCUCCUUUCCCUCUCCAUGGGUGACUAAAGUCUGCUGCUGAGAGAGAGAGGGGGAGAGAGAGAGAGAGAGUGAGAGACACAUUUGUCUAGUACUAUAUAGGCACAAUUCAUUGCAUGUUCACCAAACACUGUAUGCAGCAGCAGCAGAUAAUGUUGUGUUGACUGGUACUGUAUGCUUGAUCUUGUGUGUGUGUGUGUGUGUGUGUGUGUGUGUGUGUGUGUGUGUGUGCAAAAUACUGAAGGUGGUGUAGCAGCAGCAGCACUGCUCACACUGUCACACUGUCAGACAGUCAGACAUAGCCUGCCUGCCUUAUACCAAAAAAUGGUUUUCAUUUGACACAUGUGAUAUAAUUUUAGGGUUAUUUUAUUUUAAAUUAAAAUUUUCAUAAGGUUACUACUAAACCUUUAUUUGUAAAUAUUAAGGGACUCAUAUUGUAAUAUGACUUGCUGUAAUGAUGUUUCUAUUGUGUGAUUGUUAUAAAUAUAUGUAUGGCUUGUGAGUUGUA
Portunus trituberculatus (swimming crab) is the source of this 2957-nucleotide messenger RNA. RefSeq names its product protein TRC8 homolog. The coding region runs from base 139 to 2427 and encodes 762 amino acids. Gene Ontology annotation, biological process: ERAD pathway. Lineage: Eukaryota; Metazoa; Arthropoda; Malacostraca; Decapoda; Portunidae. Gene Ontology annotation, molecular function: ubiquitin protein ligase activity. The transcript has 3 exons. Gene Ontology annotation, cellular component: endoplasmic reticulum; endomembrane system. The record is from RefSeq and is a predicted model, not a curated record.